AGAGGAAAGUAGCUCUUUGGUAAAUCGGCUUAUCCCUGUAACGAACCGAUAUCCGGAAAACAGCAUCUUCUUUGCAUCCGAAACGUGAUAUUGUAGUUAACGGGAGCAAUUUAUAUGUGUGUUGGUGCAAACCUAAAUAAUACUAUUGCCUUAUACUGCAUCAGCAGUGGUGGUCUAGAUAUACACUGGAUCAAUCCGUCUGUGAGGAGUAUAAGCGAUCAAUUUAGUAUUUUAAAUCCAAAUUAUAUGGACAGUAGGUACUUCGCCAACAUUUUCCAGACAGAAGGCAUCCAAGUUAGUAAUCUGCAUGUACGGGACCACUUCCAUGAACGUUUAAUAUUUCUCACUGAACCUAUCUAAGCUUGGAUUAACACACAUUGCUUGCUUUACAGUUCACUGCUUCAACUUUUUGAACUUGCACAGGACUAUUUACUCUCGACUAGGGAACACAUUUGUAUUCCUGAUCUUCAAUUACAUUUCAAGUUACCAUACACAUGAUAUGUAGAUCAAGAUUUAUAGCUUGUGUUUGUAUGAGUGAUUGCUGUAGAAGUCGAGCUAUAAUGCCCAACACUGGAAAUUACCAUUUGAGUAGCUGUAAAUGAGUUUUUGUAAGUAUAAAAACAUUUGUUUGGACUUUAACCUUUGACAUUCAAGAUAUUAAGAUUUAGCAAGCACUUUGCCACUAUAGCAAACAGGAGAAACUCUUCUGAUUGGAUCACAAGCUUGAAAUUGUAAUCUGGGUUUUGGACUGUCUUUGUGAUAAAAGAAAACAUUCAAGAUGUCUAAAGAUGAACGGGCCAAGGAAAUCCUUAAGGGAUUCAAACUAAACUGGAUGAAUCUCAGAGACGCAGAGACUGGUAAAGUUUUGUGGCAGGGAACAGAAGAUUUGUCUGUGCCGGGUGUAGAACAUGAAGCUCGUGUACCAAAGAAAAUCUUGAAGUGCAAGGCUGUGUCUCGAGAACUAAACUUCUCAUCUGCUGAACAAAUGGAGAAAUUUCGUCUGGAGCAGAAAGUGUACUUUAAAGGGCAGUGUUUAGAAGAAUGGUUCUUUGAGUUUGGCUUUGUGAUCCCCAAUUCCAUGAACACCUGGCAGUCAUUGAUAGAGGCUGCCCCAGAAUCCCAGAUGAUGCCUGCAAAUGUUUUAACAGGUAAUGUCGUCAUAGAAACCAAGUUUUUUGAUGAUGAUCUCCUUGUUAGUACAUCAAGGGUCAGGCUCUUCUAUGUUUAAAAAAGGAUUUUCUCUGCUUCAUUGAUUCCACCUACUUUUUUGAUGGUGUGGUUUUUUUCCAAUUUUUUUAAUUUUUUCCUCUUUUGUCCUGUUGGAAAGAUACUUUCUUGGGUGCUAAGGAUGUAUUUGUAUUGGAAUAAAAUAUCCACAAAAUCCCCAGAUAUGGAGAAGAUAGCAGCACCUGCAAUAAACUACAGAUCACUGUGGCCUCUGUGACAUACUGCCCCUCAUCUAACGCAGAAGACUAUUUUGUUAUACAUCAUUUUAUAUCAUCCUGAAAACUUACAGAACGGAGUCAUUUAACCCAUCUUGAGUGCAACAUAAGACUUGUUUGAUUUUCUAUUCAAGACCCCUACAUUGCUCUGAGCGACAGAUUCAGCAGGCAAGAAUCAGAUAUUUAUAUUUUUCCAUGUGCAGCACUGUUUCCUCUGAGCAUGGUUAUAGUGAUUGCAAGUGCACAAGUGACACAGCACAUAUCAAACUUUGUACCUGGCCUGCAAUCUGUAAUCCCUGGCCCUAAAUUACAGCUGUGAUCCAAGAUGUGAAAAUGCAAGAUAUUGCACGUAGUUCUAUGAAGACACUAUUAAAUCCCAAACAAAUUAUUUUUUCUUCAUUCUAAUGCAGCUGGUCACUCCUUCUCUUGUGUAAACUUCAGUCUACUGAAAUUGCUAUAACACAGCGGGUAUUUGCAUUUUUUUACGUUUGGGGUAAAAUCUAAGCAUUGCAAUUGCAGAAAUCAUCAAAUUGAAACCCAUCAAAAUAUUAUUUAUAUUAGAAGAUUUUACUUGACAGAAAAUUUCAAAAUCCAUGUUAAAAAAACAUUAUGGCUUAUCUGUAAAUGAUUCAUAUACACCUUUUUAUAUAGGGUCUAUGUACAGAAUGUGCGUAUGGCAUAAGAUGAAAUUUCAUUAAAAACUUCUAUGUUAUUGACUUGUUCCCUGAUACUUACAACUUUCAGUUGCCCAUAAGCAACCUGUGGCAGCGCACUCAUAAUCUUUUAUGUAAAAAAGAUAACAAAAGUAGCGAGGGCUUCACAGGUUGUAAAACCCCUGUAAAUUGAUUCAGACAAAACAUUGUAAAUUGCAAAACAUUUAAAGGGACAUGUUACUCAUAUGUUAAAUCUUGUGAAAGUGAUACAGCAUAUCUAAAAAGCUAAUGUUCAAACAGAACUGUAAAAACAAAGAUACAUUAUAUAAUAUGGCUACAAAGUACUCCUCUUGUGUAAGAUCAAUGCCUUCCUCGGUCUCUCCCAGUACCACAGAAAUACAGAACUUCAAGAUAGACAGCGCAGAUCCAUCAGGGAUAGAUUCCAAAAACUACAAAUAAAAUACUCACAGGGAGUCAGGUGUCAAUGGUUUGAAGGUUUAUUCCACAUAUGUAUAACACAUCAAGUUUUAUUCCUUGAUAUAUUAAAACAGCUUGUAAAAAAAGCUCUAUUGAUUAAAAAAAAGGGUUAAUAAAACUUGCCUGAUGAGUUUCAGCAGCUAUGCUGCCUUUUUCAAGAGCAAAUAAAAGCAAAACAAUCAAAAGAGCUAUAACACUUUGCACAGAGGACUCUAUAUUUAUAUUUGAAAGUUUCUUCUGACUAGAAAUAUCACACAAACAUCUCUGUGUAAAAAAUGAAGAUAUUUUACCUCAAAAUUUCUUCAGCUCACCAGAGUAAGUGCUCACACCUCUCUUUACAGUGAGAGUUUGGGAUUUCACCAUAAUAUUGAGAGAUUUCAGGGUAAACUUCCUUAAACUGAGGAGGUAAAUCAAGUGACUGAGCCUGCACAUUCAAGAGAGAGUGUAUCUGGUAAGUCCUGGGGCAAGUAUCCUACUUGGAUGCUUAAAGUCCCUUUUACACCAGGAUGUGGCUACUGAGUAAACUUUGUGGUAAAAUAGUUUUUUGUUUUUUUUCUUAAUUUGAUUUUUGUCAGCUUUUUACAGAUAUGCUGCAUCACUUUGAAGUGUUUUUUUGCAUAUGGGUGACGUCUUUAACACAGAAAUAUAAAUGUUCGGCAAUUAAAGGGACAUUAAACACUUUGAGAUUGUCAUAUAAAAUGUUUUAUUAUAUGUAUGUGUGUGUGUAUAUAUAUAUAUAUAUAUAUAUAUAUAUAUAUAUAUAUAUAUAUAUAUAUAUAUAUAUAUUAUAUACACAUUUUACAUAAAAAUGCCCCACAUUCCUAAUAGUGAUAACAUUUUGGUAAUUUAACGUUCUUUUAUAAUUUACAAGAAAUAUCUGAUAUGCGAUAUUUUGGUUACUUUUUAGUUCUCCAGUGCAGCACACAUGUGCCAGGCUACCACAGGAACAUUCGUUAUGAAUUUAUUUCAUUCUCUUUGUUCCUCGGUUGAAUGUAAAAUGAUAACAGCCUGUUGCACACUUUUUAGUUCUGAUUAGUUGGUUGCUGAAACAUUUAGCUUAUUAAAGGGACGAGAGCAUCAAAAAUGAAUUCCUUUCUGUUAAUAUUUUUGUCAUCAGAGAUGCACUUAUAUUUCUGCAAAUAUUUAAACCUAAAGAAAUAAAGGUAUUCAGUGUACCCCACAGCUGGCUUAUCUACCGAUACAAGGGCAGAAUUGGGGACGUUUAUUUUUGUUUUUAAUAUUUGUUCGAUCAAAAUGUUUUUGAGGGACCAGAUAGUCAUAAAAUGUUAUCAUAGACCUGUUUUGUGUUUGUUGUUCUUUACAAAUGUAGAACAAAUCAAAUACAUAAAAUAUAUUUAAGGAGGAAUUUCUCACUUGUAGCAGAUUUGUCGUAUCCUUUUUAGGCACAGCAAUAUGUAGUAUGUAAACCCCUUUCCUGUAUUAUUAUUAAUAUAUACUGUAUGUAUGUAUAUAUAUAUAUAUAUAUAUAUAAUUAUUCCAGUUCAAUUAAUCAGAUAUAAAAAAAUGACUAUUUAGGACACAAUAUAUAUAAUUAUACCAUUUUGUUUUAUUUAUUUUAUGUUUUAUUUAAAAAAAAAAUAGGAUUUCGGUAAAAAUAGAACAACUUUUUCAGACUCCAUCUUCUUUGCUAUUGUGAGUGGAGUCCCUGAACAUGCAUUAAUAAUACCAAAUAAUUCUACUUGAUACCACAAUGUUUCUUAAUUUACACAUAUACUUCCUUAGGAUGUUGUUUCCUUGUUCCUAUUCUGAAACAGCUCCGCAUUGUAAUACCUGUAAAAUAGUUAUCCUGUCUUAUAACCUACUUAAUAAAAUCAGUUUAAAAUUA
Molecule: messenger RNA, 4418 nt
Organism: Bombina bombina (fire-bellied toad)
Lineage: Eukaryota; Metazoa; Chordata; Amphibia; Anura; Bombinatoridae
Gene: PDE6D
Product: phosphodiesterase 6D
Exons: 5
Coding region: 779-1228 (149 amino acids)
Biological process (GO): sensory perception of light stimulus
Cellular component (GO): cytoplasm
Source: RefSeq, a predicted model, not a curated record